This is a messenger RNA of Humulus lupulus (European hop), 2438 nucleotides long. RefSeq lists its product as uncharacterized. NCBI's taxonomy places the organism in Eukaryota, Viridiplantae, Streptophyta, Magnoliopsida, Rosales, Cannabaceae. Gene Ontology annotation, cellular component: catalytic step 2 spliceosome. Gene Ontology annotation, molecular function: zinc ion binding; RNA binding. Bases 337 to 2172 code for a protein of 611 amino acids. The record is from RefSeq and is a predicted model, not a curated record. The transcript is spliced from 9 exons.
UGAGGUAAGAGAAGAACGGAAAAGAAACCUAGGGAACGUACCCUACGCCGCAUUGCAGGCUAUCCUUGUCUCCUCUCUCUCCUCUCCCUUCCAAGAAGAGCUGAGCGACACAAGGAAAAGGAGAUCUAUUGCUUAUCUUUCCUUAAUCUGAUUGGCUUCGACGAUUCAGCUUCUCAUCUCUUUUCAUUAAAACCCUAAUCCCUCCCUAUUUCGAAGUAUAAUACGAAUUUGAAUUAGAUCUUCUCCCCCAAUUGUUCUUUUCUUUCCCAGCUACCAAACAGAGUAAUUUCCGUAGCUUAUUUAGAAGACCUGUUCGAAAAAUCAUCAUAGUUCUAUAUGGAUAAUGAAAAUAUGAUUGCCCUCCAUGCUUCUGGUGAAUCUGCCCGUGAGAGUGAGAAUGAUGAUGAAGAUAAUUUUGAGAAUGGUCCAAGUGAGAUUGAUUCUCAACAAACUAGUUCCAAGGAUGAAGAACAUAAACUCAACAGUGUAGAGAAGGGGCACAAGAGUGUUGUUCAAUGUGAAAAUGGUGAUCAGCUUCCAGAAUCAAACCCUCAAAAGGAUUUGAUUGACAGCGAUUCGGAUAUGGAAAUUGAGGAUUUGAAUAGUGUCCCUGCAUCAACAGGGGUUCACAAUGAGGAUGGUGCUCAAUGUGAAGAUAGUCAUUGCUUACCAGAACCAAACCUUGAAAAGGAUGUCGUUGAUAACUCAUCUUUCUUACAAGUGAAUGUCAAAUUGACUGAAAAUGUUUUAGUUGCUGUGGCACCAAAUAGUGGGGCAAAUGCUGAGAUUGGUCGUCUUGCCUUCCAAGAAGAGAACUCCAUUGGGAUAAAAAAGAUGGGUGGCAGUUCUAUUUCAGGUAUCAAGAGAGCCCGGGUAAUGUUUGAUGAACAGCAGCAACCGUCAGUGUGUGUCAAAUAUACUUCCUUAACAAGAGCUAGUAAACAUAAGCUUGAAGAGCUAUUACAGCAAUGGUCAGAAUGGCAUGCUCAACAUGUUUCCAAAACCCAAGAUCCAGUUGAAGUAUUAGAAUCUGGAGAAGAGACAUUCUUUCCUGCUUUACAUGUUGGCUUGGAGAAAACGUCAUCUGUGUCUUUCUGGAUGGACAAGCAAACAAGGAAAGAACAGAACAAGGAAUUUGUUGAAUUGGAUUGUAACUCUGUGCCUCUAUAUGAUCGUGGUUUUGCAUUGGGUUUGACAUCAGAUGAUGGUACAAAUAACAUUGAGGGAGGUGUGGAGAUUAUUGAUGACGCUGCCCGUUGUUUCAAUUGUGGUUCCUAUAAUCAUUCUUUGAAGGAAUGUCCAAAACCUCGUGAUAGAGUUGCUGUCAACAAUGCUCGCAAACAGCACAAGUCCAAGCGUAACCAGAAUAGUGCUUCACGCAACUCAACUCGGUAUUAUCAGAAUUCUCCAGCUGGAAAGUAUGAUGGUUUAAGGCCAGGAGCUCUUGAUGCUGAAACACGGCAGCUUUUGGGUCUCUCGGAGCUUGAUCCACCUCCUUGGCUAAGUAGAAUGCGUGAAAUUGGAUACCCUCCAGGAUACCUUGAUCCUGAUGACGAGGAUCAACCAUCAGGUAUUAUAAUAUUCGGUGAUGGCGAUAUUAUGAAGGAUGAGCAGGAGGAUGGAGAAAUUAUUGAAACACCAAGUGAAGCAAAGAGGAAAAAGAGUGUAGAGUUUCCAGGGAUAAACGGGCCUAUUCCAGAAAAUGCCGAUGAGAGACUCUGGGCAGCUUCACCAUCAUCUUCAGAUAUUUAUAGGAACCGAACACACCGCAGAUCCAGUCAUCUAUCAGAACAAGUCAGCAGAGGACAUCAGCGUGAGGAAAGGUGGUCCAGGGAAUUAAGAGAAGAUGGACCACCUGGUGUUGACGAUAGUUUUACCUCAGCAACUUACCUUCCCAGAUAUGGUAAUUAUGAAUCUAACUACAACUCUCACAGUCCAAGAGCUAAUCCAAUAGGAAGGUUUGAACCAGACAGAGGUAGACGAAGCCGUUUUCUUGAUGAAGGAUUUUCAAACCAUGGCUCUGUUGCUUCAUCCUAUCCACCACGUCUCUCACCAAUAGAUUAUGGCUCCAGUCGAUACGAAAAUUGGGUUGAUGAAAGCAGGAAUGGUUACGAUCCUGAUAAUUUGAUGCAUAGUAGUAGGGACAGGCAUCGCCAUCACGGUAGAAGGUAAAUGGAGUUAUGGGAUUGUUUGUUGUAGCCAUAAAAGAUCUGUAGAAGAGUUUUUUCCUUAGUUAAGAACUGAGGAGGGACUUGUACAAAAGAAUUAGAAGCAUCUUUGUUAGAUGGUUUUUGACCAGUUAAGCAGCUUAUAAUUUUUUAGGUUAGUAUACAGAUCGAUUGUAUUGACACAUAUGGGAAUGUAGUUGUUAUAUUACACAUUUGCUGUGAUCACCUUUGGUGGCAUUUAGACCCUUUUAAUUAGUCUUGUUUGAUGUA